AUGCCGGGUGGAGGGGCGUGGGCGGCGCCGGAUGAGGCCAGCAGCGGUCUCCGAGGGGCCGCCUGCGGAGGUGCCCAGCGGAGGUCGAGGCGUGCUGGCUGCCUUCGCCGCCCGCGCUCCGCGGAAGCGGCCGCGGAGGCGCGCGCCAACCAGGAGAGGCAAUGUGGGCGGCGCCGCUCUGGCCACGGCCGCGGCCGCCCUGCUGCAUGUCCGCGCCCCUGGCGAAGGUUGGGUCUCGGGGUGGCUCGCGGGCCCGCCAGAGUGGCAUCGGGCGCCGGCUACGGCGAGGUCGGGCGGCGCCUCGGACCUGGGAGACCUGCUGCUGGGCGCCUUCAAGGAACUGAGCAGCCGCAGGAGCCCUCGGCAGGGGAGGACGACGAGAAGCCCGAGGUCGUGAAACGAAAGCCGAAGAAGAAGAAGUGGAGGAGCCGGCUGGAGGACCUGUCGGUCGGCCAGACGCUGGCGGGCCGAGUAUUCUUCAUUAGCGACGAGGCCGUGUGGAUCGACAUCGGCGCGUCCUGGCGCCACGCCAGGUGCUGCGGGCGCGUCCUCGCGCCGAGGGAGGAGGCGCUGCGCAGCCUCCAGGCCAAGCAGAACGUGACCGCGACGGUGGAGAAGGUGGAGGAUGGCAGAUUUUGGGUGUCCGUUGCCGGGCUGCCCAAAGUGCCGCUGGUCAAGGACAUGGAGGUGGGCCAGUCGUUGCAGGGUCGGGUGGCUCACAAGUCGCGGAGAGGGGUCAUGAUUGACGUCGGCUCUGACAGAAACGCGUAUGUCUGGGCGCCGAAGAAGAUGGCGUUCGAAAUGCUCCAGAACAACGAGAUCGUGAGCACAACCGUGGAGAAGGUGGAUGGCGACACCGUCUUUGUGUCUGUCGACGGGCUGCCGGUGAUCAGGUCAGUGGAGGACUUGAGAGUUGGCGAGACUUUGGACGGCGUUGUUGCUUUCAAGAGCGUAGAGAACGGCGUCUACGUCGAUAUCGGACUUCCGAGGACCGCCAGAGUCUUCGCGCCGAGGCUCACGGCCCUGUCGAUGCUGAAGGCCAACGCGCUUGUGAGCGCGACGGUCGAGAAGGUGACAGAACACCGAGGUGUUCUGACCACCUGGGUGUCCGUGGCCGGGGUGCCCAAGCCGCAGAAGGCCAGCGAAGAUUUGGAGGCAGGCGAGACGUUCGAGGGCACAGUCGUCUACAAAGCUCGAGAGGGCGUCUACGUAGACAUCGGCUGCGAGCUGCUCCCGCGCGUCUUCGCGCCGAUCAGGCAGUCGCUGGACACGCUCGAGGUCAACCAGACCGUGACCGCCACGAUCGAGAAGAUACCAGACAGCAAAGCGCUCUGGGUGUCCGUCGCCGGACUGCCCAAGCUGAGGCUGAUGAAGGAUUUGAGGGAGGGCGAGCAGCUGGAGGGCAUAGUUGUCAACAGGACGAAGGACGGCGUCUUCCUCGACAUCGGCACCCUGACAAGGCAGGCUCGCGUCUUGGCACCCCGGUCCAAGGCCUUCGAGAAGCUGCAGUUUGGCACGGUUGUCCGUGCGACCGUCGAGAGGAUAAGACCCAAGUACAUCCUCGUGUCCGUCGCUGGGCUGCCGAGGCUGAAGUUGAUCGAGGACUUCCAGAAGGGUCAGGUGGUCGACGGCUACGUCGCCAUGAAGAUCAGCACAGGUGUCUUGGUCAACAUAGGGUGCGAGCAGCUCGCUUUCCUCGCAGCGCCCACGGAGGAGGCUUUCAUGCUCGAGCCCAACGAAGAGCUGAAGGGCCUGAGGGUGCUGAGUGUUGACGUCGAGGCGGCCCAGGUUGCCUUGUCGUACGACGGCCUGUCCGACUUGGUGGCUCCGCGGCUCGCGAGGCGCGGCCCGCCGAUGCCGCCGCUGCCGAUGCCCGCGGGCGGUGGCCAGAGCCCGCCGAGGCGGCAGCGCACCCCCGCGCCGACGCCUCGCGCCCCGCCGCCGCAGGCCGCGCCCGCCCGGCCGCAGCCGCCCGCCGCGGAGGGCGGCCUCGGUGGCGGCGCCGGUGGCGAGCGCGCCCGCAAGGGCGAGGCAGUCGGACGGCGAGGUGAUGGCCAUGACGGCCGCGCAGCUGAAGGCGAUGUGCCAGGCGGAGGGGCUUGCGGUUUCGGGCACGAAGGCGGUCCUUGUGAAGCGGCUGAUGCGAUUUACUCAGGAAUCGACACGGAGCGUCGCAUCGUUGAGCUGGAGGGGGAGCUGCGGGCCGCCAAAUCCGCCGACGAUUUCCUCGAGUGCCACAGGAUCUCCACCGAGCUCGCGCGCUUGAGUGCGAGCCUUGAGGCGGCCCGGCCGCAGAAGCCGCGGGAUGCUCCAGGAGAGCACCGCGCCAGACGUCGCCCCGCGGGGGCAGCGCGGGGCCCCCGACGGGCGAGGCUGGGGCGCCCGCAAAGCCCGUCGCCAAGGCGCCCGCAAAGCCCGUCGCCGAGGACCCGUUCAAGGACGACUUCGAGGUGGGCCAGAAGGUGA
Molecule: messenger RNA, 2466 nt
Organism: Prorocentrum cordatum
Lineage: Eukaryota; Dinophyceae; Prorocentrales; Prorocentraceae
Source: the annotation of a GenBank genome assembly